Messenger RNA from Ostrea edulis (European flat oyster), 990 nucleotides. RefSeq lists its product as uncharacterized. The transcript has a single exon. The record is from RefSeq and is a predicted model, not a curated record. Bases 1 to 990 code for a protein of 329 amino acids. Lineage: Eukaryota; Metazoa; Mollusca; Bivalvia; Ostreida; Ostreidae.
AUGGAUCUUAAUGGAUGUUUUAUGGAUGAAGAGGCAGAGCUCGUGCCUCAACAAUCUCGCGACCUAAACUAUAUAGCUUUCCAAAAUGCAAGCAAUUUUCAACACAGCACACCAAAAGAAUUUGCGAGCCGAUUUUCCUUACGACGCGACGACAUUUUGCCAGAGAGACGGCGGUUCGUGCAAAUUGCCGCUAUAGAGAACUCUUGCAAUGACAAAGUGAAAUACGACUUAAAACUUCGCACAGAAACUGUUCACUGUACAACCAAGGAUAAUGAGCCCUCUGAUGAGAGUUUUAGUCUCAGAGUAUCAACGGAAGAAAAACAAAAUAAAGUUCUCUGCACUACGACGAAAGAAUUUCGGACUCGACGAAUGAUAAUACGUCAAGGUUUAUUUAAUGAUGAAAUCCGACACAACACCCCGAAAAAACCCGAACUGAAAUCUACGACUAAAGGGGAUGCUCUGGAGGAGGACGCAAAUAUCAACCACAACACGCUUAAAGGAGUAAAUGGUACCUUAGAGGAAGAUGACGGAUGUUUGUUGUGGACUAAUUCCUCUGCAAAAGAUCUCCAGCAUGUUACAUCGGCCCCUCAGCUUCCGGGAAAUUCCGAGUUCGAAAUCAACAACUUGAAUUACGGAAUAUCACUUCCACAGCUAUCGUGGAUAUCCAGGCGUGGUUCCCUGCAACUCCAAUUCUGGCAGCGGUGCUUGGAGGUGAUGAACCGGAAGACGGAAAAGAUGCGCAAAAGGGACAAAGAAUUAAAAGACAGACUUGAGAAAGUUAGGAAACGUGCCGAAAUGCUGUCCAGAAGCACCGUGAUAACGCCUGUAAAAACCGAAUCGAGAAGUGCUACAUGUAUCAAUAGAGGUUACGAUUACAAAGCUAAGGUGGAAAGGCAAAUAGUGCGCCAUUCAAGUAAUAUAUACACCUGCUAUCUUGGAAACCUCAUCAUCAAGAGUCCCAAGCGACACUCUCAAUGUUCCUAUGUUUAA